Molecule: messenger RNA, 2174 nt
Organism: Nomascus leucogenys (northern white-cheeked gibbon)
Lineage: Eukaryota; Metazoa; Chordata; Mammalia; Primates; Hylobatidae
Source: RefSeq, a predicted model, not a curated record
GUGGUGGGCAGUUUGAGCUGGCUGGAUACUAGAGGGAGGCUGCACCUGAAACAGUUGGUGGGUGAGCAGCAUGGGCUUUGAGGAGCUGCUGGAGCAGGUGGGCGGCUUUGGGCCCUUCCAACUGAGGAAUGUGGCACUGCUGGCCCUGCCCCGAGUGCUGCUACCACUGCACUUCCUCCUGCCCAUCUUCCUGGCUGCUGUGCCUGCCCACCGAUGUGCCCUGCCGGGUGCCCCUGCCAACUUCAGCCAUCAGGAUGCGUGGCUGGAGGCCCACCUUCCCCGGGAGCCCGAUGGCAUGCUUAGCUCCUGCCUCCACUUUGCCUACCCCCAGGCUCUCCCCAACACCACGUUGGGGGAAGAAAGGCAGAGCCGUGGGGAGCUGGAGGAUGAACCUGCCACAGUGCCCUGCUCUCAGGGCUGGGAGUACGACCGCUCAGAGUUCUCCUCUACCAUUGCAACUGAGUCCCAGUGGGAUCUGGUGUGUGAGCAGAAAGGUCUGAACAGAGCUGCAUCCACUUUCUUCUUCGCCGGUGUGCUGGUGGGGGCUGUGGCCUUUGGAUAUCUGUCCGACAGGUUUGGGCGGAGGCGUCUGCUGCUGGUAGCCUACGUGAGUACCCUGGUGCUGGGCCUGGCAUCUGCAGCCUCCGUCAGCUAUGUAAUGUUCGCCAUCACCCGCACCCUCACUGGCUCAGCCCUGGCUGGUUUUACCAUCAUCGUGAUGCCACUGGGUGAGGCAGGCAAGAAACAGGCAGGACCUACAGGGCUGGAAGAAGGCAGUUGUCAGAGUAAGGCUGAGCCCAUCUGGUCCUCACUAACCAUUCCUGUCUCCUGUCCUGGCCCAGAGUUGGAGUGGCUGGAUGUGGAGCACCGCACUGUGGCCGGAGUCCUGAGCAGCACCUUCUGGACAGGAGGCGUGAUGCUGCUGGCACUGGUUGGGUACCUGAUACGGGACUGGCGAUGGCUUCUGCUAGCUGUCACCCUGCCUUGUGCCCCAGGCAUCCUCAGCCUCUGGUGGGUGCCUGAGUCUGCACGCUGGCUUCUGACACAAGGCCAUGUGAAAGAGGCCCACAGGUACUUGCUCCACUGUGCCAGGCUCAAUGGGUGGCCAGUGUGUGAGGACAGCUUCAGCCAGGAGGCUGUGAGCAAAGUGGCCGCCGGGGAACGGGUGGUCCAAAGACCUUCAUACCUAGACCUGUUCCGAACGCCACGGCUCCGACACAUCUCACUGUGCUGCGUGGUGGUGUGGUUCGGAGUGAACUUCUCCUAUUAUGGCCUGAGUCUGGAUGUGUCGGGGCUGGAGCUGAACGUGUACCAGACGCAGCUGUUGUUCGGGGCCGUGGAACUGCCCUCCAAGCUGCUGGUCUACUUGUCAGUGCGCUAUGCAGGACGCCGCCUCACGCAAGCCGGGACACUGCUGGGCACGGCCCUGGCGUUCGGCACUAGACUGCUAGUGUCCUCCGACAUGAAGUCCUGGAGCACCGUCCUGGCAGUGAUGGGGAAAGCUUUUUCUGAAGCUGCCUUCACCACUGCCUACCUGUUCACUUCAGAGUUGUACCCUACGGUACUCAGACAGACAGGGAUGGGACUGACUGCACUGGUGGGCCGGCUGGGGGGCUCUUUGGCCCCACUGGCGGCCUUGCUGGAUGGAGUGUGGCUGUCACUGCCCAAGCUUACUUAUGGGGGGAUCGCCCUGCUGGCUGCCGGCACCGCCCUCCUGCUGCCAGAGACGAGGCAGGCACAGCUGCCAGAGACCAUCCAGGACGUGGAGAGAAAGAGUGCCCCAACCAGUCUUCAGGAGGAAGAGAUGCCCAUGAAGCAGGUCCAGAACUAAAUGGGAGUGGAGGCAGGCCCUCCACAGAAGCUCUGCAGCGGGGGCUGGGAGAGCAGAAGGGCAAGCCCUGCAACUCAGGCUGGCAGUAUCGAACCCUCUGCCUAGGGCCGGAGUUGCCGCCAGUACCCGCUCCCUGUGCUCAUCCAUCCUUGAUUAUUUGGCUUCUAGGAACAGUUGACUUCCCAGAAUGCAGUGGGCUGCUGGGCACCCCUCUCAUGGCUGGGGAGGAUUCUGUAAAUAAAGGUGCCCCUUGGGUUGGGGCAGUGGUGAAGAGCUAUGGGAAGAGCCCUGGAUAGGAAGCCACUGAGUCUGCCCUGGGCUCUGAUAAAACCUUCACCAUUAA